GAGAUUUCUUCCUUUCUUGAUCGGGACCAGAGUUCCUUCAAACGAACCAGCCUGGCAAGUCCUCUGUGAAUUAAAGGACAUUGUAGAACUGGUUGUUGCACCUUUUCACACGGAGGACUCUAUUUGUUAUCUUGACUUCAAGAUAUCUGAACACAGGACAGUAUUCCAAGAAGUUUUCCCUGAUCAAAGAAUUCGGCCCAAACAUCAUUACUUGGAGCAUUAUCCAGGGUUAAUACGCCAGUUCGGACCCCUUGUUGCACUAUGGACUAUGAGAUUUGAAGCAAAACAUAGCUUCUUUAAAAGAGUAAUUCGUCAUACAAACUGUUACAAAAAUGUACUGUAUUCAUUAGCUCAAAGGCACCAAUUUCAGACUGCAUAUAAUCUGCACAUGUGUAGAUUUUUUAAGCCCUCUUUGGAGGUUUCUGAUGUUUCAACACUUCCCCUUGAUGUUAUUAAUGAGGACAUUGCAUUGGCAGUAAAGCAAAGACAUCAACACAUGGACACUGUGAACCUUGCAAGAAGUGCAACCUAUGACGGCUUCAACUACAAGAUUGGAAUGGUGGUAGCCCAUGGGUCGCUGGCUGGACUUCCAGAGUUCUGGGAAAUAGUUCAUAUGAUUGUUCUACAGGAGAGACUCAUUUUCAUUGUCAAAAAAUGGGAUGCCUGGUACCUGGAACAUUACAGAGCUUAUGACUUAGUCAUAUCUACUGCUAGGGAACUAAGUCUUGUUGGGGUGCAUGAACUGACAGAUCCCUACCCUCUGGCUCACUACAUGGUUGAUGGACGGCGCCUCAUCUCUCUGAAGAGAUACAUACAUGCAUAAGGUUGAAUAUGAAUGAGUGUAGGAUUGGAAAUGUUUGAGAAUUCCUUGUUUUGCUUUAUUUUGCUGUCCUCUCAUAAUGUUAAAAAGACAAUGCUUUAAGGCCAUAGCAGUUUGACUUUUGACAGAAAUGUAUGGGAAUUUCAGAAAGUGUAAAUCUUCUCUUUAUCACUAUAAUAGUGAUUAGUGGGAUUGUUAAUCAUAAAAUUGGUGAGUAGUAAUAAGAUGAAAGUUAUGGACCAUACAACUAAUACUAAUGUUUUUUGUUUUUUUUUCUUCCUGUUUUUACUAGAUUCUUUUCAAUGGGCUGACAUGGCAGUGAAAAGGCCAGCCAAGUUGCGGGUUGUUUUGAAUCCUGAUGACACCAGGAAGCUAAUUCUGCCUGAUGGAAUUCCAGAGACAAUGGAGCAGCUUAUGGAUGAAGUCCGGAAAGUGUGUGGGUUUAAUGGUAAUUUCAGACUGCAGUACCAAGACAGAGACUUUGGAGAUGCGCUAGUGAACUUGACAUCUACUGUUGAACUUGAGGACUUGGCAACUGUCAAGGUCAUCCCAAUAAUUGAUGAUUGCAGCCAAGGACUUAAUCUUACUGUCUGUGAUGAUUUGUCAACUCAAUCAGAUGACACAGAGCUCCUUUCCACACCCUCCAGCUCUGUCUCUACAAGAACUCAGAUGUGGCCAAGAGAGUUUCCGAUACCAACGUUCUCCUAUGACACUGAACUGCAGUUAGAGAAGGGGAAUGUGGUGUAUAGGUCAAACAUGACAAGGUUGACACCUAGUUCAAAAACAAAAUCUGAUAUUCUGGAAAAGGUAGCUGAGGAGAUAUUCAAGUACAAGGCCUACCCAACAGAUUCUGACUUCAGUGAUGUUGCCGAAGCACUUAUCAAGAAGCAUCCAUGUCUCUCUGAACCUGGUUCAUACAACGGUUGUUACGGGUGGAAGCAGCGGUUGAAGACCAAAAUGGGCAACUACCGAACUCAGUUGAAGGGCAUUGGGUGUUCUGAAUUACUUGCAAAUUCACUUAAGUCCAAAGCUCCAGAGGAUGCAUUGCCAGCAAAAAAAGUAAAGAGACCUAAGAGAGGAGAGGCCAACCACAUACCUGACAUUCCAACUGGAGAGACCCCAGACAAGUUGGAAAAGGAGAGACUGUUACUUCUAAGUGAGGUGAUGAAACGAAACAACCGUGCACUGAUAAAGGACAAAAUGGCCAAGACGUUUUCACUGCGGAGGCAUGAAAUUGUGGAGAAGGAAUUAGGAGUGGAGGAGUUAAAAGUCAGAUGGCCCGCAUUGUUCUCAAUGGAUGAGAUCAAUGCUGAAUUCAUGAGGAUUACAACUGUUCCUCUUCAACCGCGGUUCCUGGCUUCCUUGGACAAGCACCACAGCAAGCUGAUUGAUAUCAUCAGAAACAAGGGAGGAACUGUCAGAGAGAAGACCCGGAACAUACUGAGAGUUUUGGAUCAGAGUCUUGAGGUAAAUCUAAAGAGGGAGUGCCUGCUGAAGUCUCUUAUUGUGUACCUUGGGGAGGAUGUGGACAAACUUAUCAAGGAAUAUCUGGUUGUUCAGAAGGACCAAGGUGAAACAGAGCUCGAGAGGUGUACAAUGGCAGUGUUUGUUAUAAGGGAGGAGGAGGAUCCUCUCCAGCCACCACAGGACGUUGGGGUUGUAAUAGAAGGUGUGGAAGUCCUUAACAAGCUGCCAUCAGUUACACAUGCAUGUGCCAUGUUAUUUGGCCUCAUCUACGCUCUAAACUUGAGCUAUCCAGGUGAGCUCAAAUACACUUUUGAUGCGCUGCAGAAAAUCUUCAUGGAGAUUGAACCAAAGACAAUGAGACGCAGAGUGUGCAGUCUGAGUGUCAAGCUCUAAAUAAUGGAUUAUUCGAAGAAACAUUUGGAUGCAGCAUGUUUUUGUUCUGUGUUCUAGCUUGUAUUCAAACACCUAGCAAGAGAAUGAAAGGGGUCAUUGUUAAAUGUAAAUAAGAGACACAUACUUCAAUUGAACAGCCUUACUUUAAGAAUUUCUUUUUACAGAAUUCUAAUUUUUUUGUGGAAACCCAUGUCUGGUAACACUGUCAGAGUGUGGUUAGGGUUAAGUGGUUAAGUUGAACAAAUUGAGAGAUAAAAAAUUUGUUCUGUAAACGGUGAAUGAAAAAGUAGACUUGCAUGGAAAACAUCACUGUGUGGUGAGUGUUAAUUUCUAAAAUGUCUUCUGGUACAAAAGACAAAAUGAUUGCAAUCUGUUUUCAAGUGUCAGAAGCCUUGUUGGGUUUUAGAGAAUAGUAAAAGCUAAUGUGGACAGUGGUAAUAUGCAGCUAUUAUAAGAACAUGACUGCUGCUGUUCAUAGUUUGCACCCCCAGCAUGUGAACUGUAUUUUCUCUUUUUUUUGGUCUCUUGUUACAUUUGUAAUAGUUCAAAAUGAUGUGACAUUCAAACAUUAUAGUCCUUUUUAUAGAUGGAUUGCCACGUUUUAGCACGGUUAGAAAGUAUUUUUACUAGGGUUGGGCAUCAUUUGGAUUUUAACGAUUCUGAUUCAGAUUCUUCCUUUCGAUUCUGGUUCUUAUCGAUUCUCAAUUCCGAUUCUUUAAGGGUGGAGU
Perca fluviatilis (European perch) is the source of this 3408-nucleotide messenger RNA. RefSeq lists its product as uncharacterized. NCBI's taxonomy places the organism in Eukaryota, Metazoa, Chordata, Actinopteri, Perciformes, Percidae. Gene Ontology annotation, molecular function: protein binding. The transcript has 4 exons. The record is from RefSeq and is a predicted model, not a curated record. The coding region runs from base 1046 to 2680 and encodes 544 amino acids.